AUGACAACCAUGCUAAUUGAGGUUUAUGACAUGUUUGCCCCUGCAGAGAGUAAAGGAUUCAUCAAGAUGAGAUGUUAUUACUGCCGCCAUAUCCAGUUUAAACGCAUUCAUACUCAUAGUGAAAAGCUCAGUUUAGGUUAUUCUAAUUAUGCGUUUGAAUCCACACCCUUCAUCCCAAUUAUCGUCACUACAUCUUUUAAAUCAUACAUGUCUUCAAAUGUCCAAAGUUGUGAAACCUUUUGUGUAUUUGAAUUUCAGCGUCUAUCUGUGGAUCUCUCUUUUUGCUGGCAAUUUCCUUAUCUGAAGAAUUGGUCAUAUUUUGUUCGUACAAUCUAA
Molecule: messenger RNA, 336 nt
Organism: Mucor mucedo
Lineage: Eukaryota; Fungi; Mucoromycota; Mucoromycetes; Mucorales; Mucoraceae
Exons: 2
Coding region: 1-336 (111 amino acids)
Source: RefSeq, a predicted model, not a curated record